Heteronotia binoei (common prickly gecko) is the source of this 958-nucleotide messenger RNA. It is a transcript of the gene TMEM218, whose product is annotated as transmembrane protein 218. The transcript is spliced from 4 exons. The record is from RefSeq and is a predicted model, not a curated record. Bases 430 to 780 code for a protein of 116 amino acids. NCBI's taxonomy places the organism in Eukaryota, Metazoa, Chordata, Lepidosauria, Squamata, Gekkonidae.
GGCCUAAUUCAAGAUCACUGCUCUGACAAAGGAGGGGAAACGCUACCAGCUGGCACCCAGGAGGCGUUCACAUUCAGCUGGAGCUCAGUAACGCCAGCCUUGCCCUGAUGGCGAGGGCAAGUUCAUCAUAUUGAACGCAGAAUGGCCGGCAGUGAUUGGAUGGCAGCUUUCUGAGCCAAUCAGUUGGGUACAUUCUCCCGAAGUACAUCUCGGCCUCUAGUAGGCUUUGGGUUGCCCACAGCAACCGCCAAUGAAAAGCAGGAAAAGCGAUGAGAUGUAACUGCUGAUUGGCAACGAUAGGAAAUGCUUGACUAAACCUUUGCUGUGAUUGGCUACGAUGUCAGCGGCAGUAGGGCGAAGAUUAAAAACUUUUAGCGGGGAAACAAGCUUCUAUAGCUUGGCUGGGCCUUCCUGGGUUCAGGUGAAAGGAUGCCUGGCACAGUGUUUGGAGUGGGGCCAGGAGUAUUCAUCUUAGCACUGCUCUGGGUAUUGACCUUGGUGCUCUGCAUGUUGUUAUCCAGAGCGUCUGGACUCGCUAGGUUUUCUGUUAUUUUGGUUUUCUUGGCUGCUGUGAUCAUCACAUUGGUUCUGCUGCUUUUUCCGCGUGCUGGCGAGUUCUUCGAACCCACUACAGAAGUGAAGAUCGUGGACACCUUCUAUGUGGGCCGUUAUGUUCUGCUCUCCAUUUUAAGCGUGAUUUUCCUCGGCUCUUUGUUCUUGGUUUUGAUUCAGCAUAUCAUGCAACCAGUAUAUGCCAAACCAAUGCGUUCCAGCUCAUAAGAGGACAGCCAUUCAGCAAUACUGCUCUGGCCCAGAGGAAAAUGGAACAUAAAAGCCCUAAGCAAGAGCCUAUUGAAGUCAAAUGGACUUAUGAAAAGGGUAACACUGCAUUGUAAAUUAAAUUAAAUAUUGUCAAUACGGUUGGUUUUAUAAAUAUAUAUUUUUUAAUUUAACUUCA